Candida dubliniensis CD36 is the source of this 522-nucleotide messenger RNA. RefSeq names its product Met28p (gene MET28). The transcript has a single exon. Gene Ontology annotation, biological process: regulation of transcription by RNA polymerase II. The coding region runs from base 1 to 522 and encodes 173 amino acids. Gene Ontology annotation, cellular component: nucleus; Cbf1-Met4-Met28 complex. The record is from RefSeq and is a predicted model, not a curated record. NCBI's taxonomy places the organism in Eukaryota, Fungi, Ascomycota, Pichiomycetes, Serinales, Debaryomycetaceae. Gene Ontology annotation, molecular function: RNA polymerase II transcription regulatory region sequence-specific DNA binding; DNA-binding transcription activator activity, RNA polymerase II-specific.
AUGAACUUUGAACCAAUAGAUUAUUUACAGAACUUGAAUCUUGAUUUCACCAACACUGUUUCAUCAACAGAUGUUUCACCACAAAUAGAUCAACAAGAAUUGGAUUUGUUCACUCAAGCAGCCAACAAUGAUUUCUUCUCAUUAGAUGUAUUUGGCAAUGGUAACAUUGUUCCAAUCAAACCACAAGAACAAGUGCAUAACAGUCACAAUGAUGACACAUUUGAUUUACCAAAACCUGCUCCUCCUAUAAGAAAGGAAACGGCACGUGAUUCGGCAGCUGAAGAUAAAAGAAAAAGAAAUACUGCUGCCAGUGCUAGAUUUAGAAUUAAAAAGAAAAUGAAGGAACAAGAAAUGGAAAGAAGAGCAAAAGAACUAGAAGAAAGAGUCACUAAUUUAGAGAAAAAAUUGAAAGCAGCAGAAUUAGAAAAUCGUUGUCUUAAGAAUAUAAUAUCUAAACAAAAUCAACAGAAAGGGGAUGAGUUACUUCAAAGUAUUAAACAAAAAAGCUUUGAAUUUAGCUGA